AUGGCAGGAGAGACUGGCAUGGACCAGAUGUCGAACGAAACAACCGUGAAAGGAGAACAGGGCCAUAACUCUGUUCUCAUCCCCAUCUCUAGCAAAUUUAACUCCCACCUCACAAACACGGUUCACCGUGUACCAGCCGAGUUGGGGAGCUCCAGUUCCAGUUGUGCGAAUGUGAACUUAAAAGAGAUUAGCAUGGACGCGAACUUGUACGCAGUAGUCAUGGAAGGCAAAGAUGGCCACCACUCUGAACUCAAGAAGUACACUGACAAAUUUGAAUCCCACGUCACCCCAACUAAAAACACGGUUCUUCAUGUAGCAGCCGCGUUUGGCCGCUCCUGUUGUGCGAAAGUGAUCUUAGAAGCGUCUCCCCUUCUCUUCUGCCGGAAGAAUACCGACGGUGAAACUCCGCUCCAUUUCGCAUUGGCGGAAGGGAAGUUAGAGAACUUAGAGGUAGCCAAAUUGCUCAUCCAGCACGCAAAAUCUGAGGUAGUAACUAAAGCCGAUGGCGGAGAGCCUGGAGCGGCGCUCACGGCGAUGUUGAGUGCAAGAAAUCACAACGGAGACACAGUGCGACACUUAGCGGCGAGGUUUGCGAACGAAGAAAUUCUUGUGGAAAUAUUACAUACAGAGUAUCCAGAGAUAGACUAUGCCCAGAAUAAAGCCGGAGAAACUCUUCUGUACUUGGUCGUGGUGCGGAGAUUUAAAGAAUUUAAAGAUAAGGAAGAUAAGGUGGUGAGAUUUAAAGAUAGGGAGGUGAGAUUUAACGCUAAGGUGGUGUCUCAGAUCAUAGAAACUUCCAAAUCGCUGGCUUACGACGGUCCCAGUGGCAGUACGGCUAUGCACAUGGCUGCGAUUAACGACGAUGUGGCAGUUAUGGAUAUAUUACAUAAAUGGAAGAAUCAUCUAAUCAAGAAACCCGACGCAUACGGAUGGACACCUCUUCACUUUGCUGCUCGUUGCGGUCGCAUUAAUGCCAUCGACAGGCUAUUAUCGUUGGAUAAAUCCUUGGCAUACGUUACUGCAAGCAAUGACUACGAAGGGAACACGGCCCUUCAUAUAGCCACUGCUUUAGGAGAUACAAAAGUGAUGAAAAGGAUUUUACAUUGGUGCCCUGAUUGUUGGGAGGUGGUGAAUAGUAAAAAGCAAAACAUUCUUCACAUUGCUGCCGAUUUGGAGAGAGAUGAGGCGAUGAGCAUUAUCCUUAAAAUGCCUUGGGCAACCCGUGUUAUUCAUGGGAAAGACAAUGACGGUAACACGCCUCCACAUGUGCUUGCUUCAAAAGGGCAAUUAGACCGGUUUGAAAAGCAACGGCCUUCAUCCGUCAAAUACGGUUGGAAUUAUACGAGUGUUUUCAACAAUAAAGACUUGACACCCCGGGAAGUGCGAGAUCAGAAUGAGUCCCGAACUGUAGAGACAAAACACGAGGAAAAAGGCAAAACGUGGCAACGAGAAAUUAGUUAUUACAAUCGAAGAGAUAUACCCUCGAAGGAUCGAGAAGCCGUGAACAAUUGGAAGGAAGCGAAAGUACGGAAAGAGGAAGGACGGAAAGAUGUAGAUGAACAAAGGAGAAAAAAAGCCAAGACUCAUAUGAUAGUGGCUACACUCAUAGCAACCAUUUCCUUCACAGCCAGUUUCACGAUCCCAGGCGGCUAUGAUCCCAACCCAGAUUCUAACCCAGAUUCUAAGCAAGGCAUGGCAAUUCUACUUAGAGAAUUUGCUUUCAAAGUAUUUGUCCUAACCAACACUGCGACCGUGAUAUUCUCCGCUUCAUCUGUAUUUUUGUUUGUCUCCGCCUCAAUUUUCACCAACAAAACGGAAGAGGACAAGCAAAUCACCCGCUACAGGAUUGCCUUAGCGCUUACUAUAAUGGCCAUGGUUGCAAUGAUGGUUGCCUUCAUUAGCGGCACUUUUGCAAUGUUAAAACAUUCUUUAGGCUUUGCAAUUGGCACUUGUGUUAUGUCUUGCUUCGCCUAUAUUGUUUAUGCUUCAGAAUUCUAUACAUUCGUCACAGAGAAAAUAAAAAGGGCUUUAGAGAAUGACCGUCAACCAUAUCUCAGCAAUGAGGAGUACUCUAUCGAAGAAGGGCAACCUUUAGAGAAAAAAAAGAGAAGGAUCGGCGACAGUAUUUCAGUCAUUUUUGCUAGACAACGCCAAAAACGUAAGAAUGGCACCCACUGA
Rhododendron vialii is the source of this 2178-nucleotide messenger RNA. Its product is annotated as ankyrin repeat-containing protein At5g02620-like. The record is from RefSeq and is a predicted model, not a curated record. Gene Ontology annotation, molecular function: protein phosphatase regulator activity; protein phosphatase 1 binding. The transcript has 4 exons. NCBI's taxonomy places the organism in Eukaryota, Viridiplantae, Streptophyta, Magnoliopsida, Ericales, Ericaceae. Gene Ontology annotation, cellular component: plasma membrane. Bases 1 to 2178 code for a protein of 725 amino acids.